Molecule: messenger RNA, 9488 nt
Organism: Owenia fusiformis
Lineage: Eukaryota; Metazoa; Annelida; Polychaeta; Sabellida; Oweniidae
Source: the annotation of a GenBank genome assembly
AUGUCUGCUGCUGAUGAUUUUAAAGAGAUAGAUCAGUACAUGCGCAAAGCUGAGGAGGAGAUUCACUUGACCUUUGCUGAUUUGGAUAACUCCCAUAAUGCACCAGUGCCAAGCAGACGGAGUAUACAAUAUGCAAAGCAUUGUGGGAUAGAAUUCAAUUGUGUUCAAGAAAAUGACCCACCUAAUCAAAAUGGAACAUCUGUGUAUUAUGACAUCAUAAAGACCUUUGAUGACCCCAAUAUCCGUCAAAAUGCUGAUCUGACUACGAUAGAGUACACAUUCAAUCAGGCGAAAUAUAUAAAAAUGAUGGAGAUCAGAAAUGCUGUUAUGGAUAGUGAUAUCAGUUUUAAGAUGACAUGUCUUGAUAGUGCAAUAGGUAAUAACCAAUCUUCUUCUGGCGACUUAUUAGGUAACUCUCACUUUGAACAAAACCAGACAAGUGAACACAUGACAAAUAUUGGGAUUGAUAACAUCCAUUACAUGAAAAGUGGACAAAGUGGACAUACUUAUACACAGGAGUGUAGCAGUGAUUUAGAAAGUGCAAUAAUAGAAGCACCUGUUAUUAAACAGCAAGAAUCAUUGAAUGUGGAACACCAUGUUAAAAAAGUCAGCCCUGUUAACAUAGGUAGUGAUAGGGAUAAACCACAUGCAGGGGCAAGACUUGAGGAAGGAGACAAGAAGCCACCUGUUCUACAACAAGACCCUAUAAAUGAGGAGCAUAGUGUGAAGAUUGGUCCUGAUACACCUGAACAGAUUAAGAAACAACGUGAACAAAGACGAGGGAUGGAGGUGGGAGUCCCUAGGAGACCAUCUGUCGAAAGGGAAAUCUCUUGUAAAAAGAACAAUGAUAUUCAUAUUGAACCAGAUAGUAAACUUCAUGAGGUAUACAAAGCAACUACUGCUUAUAAUGAACCUCUAACAGGUGCAGGAAAUGAUAAAUGGAAUGAGAUGAUUGUUAACAAUUUACCUUAUGAGACAAAAACCAAGGGACAUGCAUUUGAUUCAAAGAGAUCGCCUGCUCCACCUAAGAAUCUACAUGGAAAUACUCGCAGUGUGACAUCAUCAGAUGAUGUCACUCCUUCACCCUGUUCUGAAGAGGUCUGGGGCUUCACUUGCCAGACUGUAGAGAAUAAGGUUUACAGCAGUUGUGAUGAGGAAGGCACCAACACAGACUCAGACACUGACAGAGACAGUGCAACACUAAGCAGUUGCAGCGAUAUGGAGUACAAACUAACCACCAUCUCAUGCUCUAUAGAUGGCUCUCAGAAUGCCUCAUAUCCCCUGGAUGUAACCCCCAAAUACUCAGUAGGGGCUGCUCCCAAGUCACGAAAUCUCAAGCUCCAGAAACCUGUGCUUUUACCGAAACCUAAAGGAUUAUCAAUCUCAUCGCCAACAUCUCACAAUAAAGGUUCUAUACCAGUGACAUCUUUUGAUCGUAAUCAGAACAAUAAAUAUGAAACAUCUGUUGGAAACAUACAGCAUGGGAAUUCACCACUCAAGCAGGUAGAGACAUCUAGUGGCAAUAUUUUGAAGCAGUCAGACAGUUCUAAGUGUAAUAAAUAUGAGAUUAAUCGCAAUGAUCAAACAACAUAUGUUAAAACACCUCUUAAUAAAUUCCAAAUUAUUGAUAAGAAUGCAAGGUCGAUGUCCAAAACAACAAGCAAUGAAAAAUCUCAACAUACAGCUGAUAAUACCAAACUAAAUUCUGUUCAUGUAAGACACAAACCAGCUAAUCUGAGGAUUGGUGUCUCUCAGAAUGAUAACAACAGAGGACAAUAUAAGAACAAUAAAGGACACCAUGGGGAUAACAAAGAACAUGAUGAGGAUGAGCCAAAUGUUUUUGAAGAUGCCAGGGUAGUUGUUGAGGUUCAUUCACCUGUUCAUCAGCUUGUAUCCAUGUUUGAAACUGGACAGACCCGCAUUGAACAACAAACCAAAACUAAUAAAGAACAAUAUAAAAACAAAGAAUCGGAAUCAAAAUGUGAAAAUGUGAAAGCACAAUGUGAAACAAUUCCCCCAAAAUGUGAUACUGCGAAGGUACAAGUGGUUGAUAAGUUACCAAGGAACAGUAUUGAAAGUGGUUCCUUCAGUGAUAAUGAAAUUAUGAGACUAGUGCAAUCCCAGAAACUACGAGGGGAUAGACCCAGAAGUCCUUCUCCUAUGCUUAAAGGGGAGAGUUACCCAAUGGAGAUUACUGAGGAACGUCAAAGCAGACGUGAUCGUUCUCGGACAUUUUCUGGCUCUAGAUCCAGGUCAAGAAGCCCAUCUCCUUUGCUAAAAGGGGACACAUUCCCAAGAGGCUUCUCCCAUGGUGAAAACAGGAGUGCACAAACGAGAAAGCAACCAAAGUUAGGAGUGGCUGGUAGGAGUAAGAGUGUUGAUUCUGGUUCCAUUAGAUGGCCAAAUAAGGCCAGAGCCUCUGUUGACAUAAAUGUAGAGAAACAUAAUGAUAAACACUCUUCAAAACUUAACUCAAAGGCAGUCGAUCAAAACUCAACAAAAUCAAAAAUAGCAGACAACCAUAAAGUUGAUGAAAAUGGACGAGAAGUUUUCCUUCAAAAGUCAACUGAGAAACAUACUGCCAAACCACUCUCAUCAAUAGGACAUUUAAAAGCAUUUAAUCAAUCAGCUUUUAUACCAGUCAAAUCAAAGUCAAGUUCUAAUCCUUUGAGUAGAUUUGUGGCAGCUUUUGAACCAAAAAUGAAGCAUAAGCCUCUUGUUUUAGACCAUGACUAUCGCAGUAGAAGCCUUUCCCCAAAGAUAGCUAUCAAAGCAAAAACACCUGAUAAACCCCCUGUUGCUAAGGAUACGCCUGUUACUAUGGCAACACCAUCAACACCUGUCGAGUCAAACCCAGAGUGUAAUAUUGGUAAUCCCCCUGCAGGAAAAUCUGCUAAGUCAGGACUUGCAGACAAACUUAAGAAACUUUCUGAAAAACUUCAAAGUAUUUCAUUCAACACAGAGGGUGGAAACAGCAGCACAUUUCCAUUGAUAUUUCGACCCAAGCCUGACAAUGAAGUGAAUUUGUUAACAGUCCAAAGUGGCUCACAUGGGAAACUUCUCGAAGUUGAAGGUCAGAAAAUAGAGAAGUAUCCACUUGCUGUUACUUGUAAAAGUGCUGAAACUUUAGAAACUUAUAAUAAACGUCCUAAAAUGGGCAUAGGAGAUAUUGGUCACCAUAGCAACCGAACUGCAUUUUCUUUGCAUAAUAAAACUAAUUUACCAAUAAGCAGAGGAUCAGUGGUUAAUUCAAAUAACAAGACAGAGUCAUCUGAGAAAGCAAAAUCAGAUUUAAAGACAAAAAGAAAUGAAACUAAUGUGUCACAUGUCACCAAAGGUAAUGAUAUAAUAAAUGGGUCUCCAAAUGAAGUGCACACUCCAAACAAUAACGAUACAAAAAAUACAAACUUAAACUUUGAAAGACAUGAUGUGAAGAGGUCAAGUGGAAAAUCAAAGUCAAAAGCAAAAAAAGUCACACGAAGUACUCAAACAUCAAAAAGUAAAGAUGUUAGUGUGAAGAAGUCUCAUUCAGUGAAUGAACAUGACUCUAAAAAAGACUACAAACUCUCACAUAAACAAACUAGCCAGUCAUUGAAAAUAAAAAAUGGACAUGAUAAAUUGAAUGGAGUAGCUAACAGGAAGUGUGAGCAGCUUAGGGGGGUGAGGGAAGGGACGCCCGCUGGUGUUCUGAUAUAUCGCAAUCAGAGUGCAGUUGAUGCAGAACACUCCCCUACCAAUAAAUACAACACUAUGUCCCUUGAAAGACCAAGUAAAAAUCUUGACAUUGUUCGUGAAAACAUAGAGUUCCACAAAAGUGAAACAAAUGUUGAUGACCAAAAGCGUCAAGUUGCCCAACAAGUAAAAUCGCCACGUUUAACCAAAUCAGAAUUCUACACAAGUGGAACUAACAAUAAAGCAAACACUGAUUUAAAUCACAAUCCAGCACCACUAAAACGUCAAACCUUUCACGUUGAGUGUCCUGUGGCCCCCCAAAUCCCUCCAACCCCCCAGGCCCCAAUAUCCCAACCCAGAGAUCAUAUGAAACUUCCAAGUUUGCUCCAGCUUCUAAAUGAGAAAGGGAUCAAAAUACCUGAAGCUCAGUCAAAUGUUGCCCCAACAACGAAUCCCUGGGUGAAGGCAUCAGAAAUUGAUAGCUUAGAGAGACGAAGUGUUACGAGCCGCAGCACAGAAUCAAAUGGUAAUCAUAGCAUCCCUUCUGACAGUGACUCUACCAGAACUCCCACCCCAACCACCCCUAUGUCCCCCAACACUGCAAAAACACUCCUUGAUACUCUCCAUAAGAAAUACUAUGCCCAUCAGUAUCAUAGAAAGGGGGACUACAAUUCUGACCAAUCAAAAUCUGGAGAUGAACGUGAACGUUCUUUGACACCAACGCCGCAGAAUCAAAAAUCUCGGGAGUUUCGACAAAUGUCGGCGCCACCUUUAGACUUCAACCACAAGGGACAUGAACGAAAACCAAGUGAUCAAGAUUCGGGGAAAGCUAGCAGCCCAUCAUCGCCAUUCUUGAGGUCCCCAUCAGGAAAUAUAGAUGGCAGUGUUAUUCAAGAUGAAGAGGAGUUGCAGUCAUUUAGAACUGAGAAGGAAUCAAUUGAGAUUGAAGCUAUAGAGGCCUGUAAGUGGCUCAGGGCAGCUGGAUUUCCACAAUACGCCCAGAUGUACGAAGAUCUCCAAUUUCCUGUUGACAUCAAUUCUGUGGAGAAUGACCACGAUUUCUUAGACAGAGACUCAAUACAGUCUUUAUUUCGUCGUCUGAACACUUUGAACAAAUGUGCCACGAUGAAGAUAGAGACUCCACCACGUAAAAUGGAAGUUGAUGAAUCGGAUGACGAGGACCAAUGUGCACUUAGCGACAAAUGGAAAUUCCAACGAAGUUCCCGUAGAUGGUCCCGAAAGGAUCUGGAUUCCCCUAUUGAACAUUUAGAAAAAGAACGAUUAAAAUCGUCCAGCAGUAGAGACAGUGUUAUAACUGAUAAUGACAGUUUGAGCAUGCAGGACGACAGUCCUUUAUUGCAUAGUAAAACAUCACAUGGAAGGACUCCUGAAACCGAGAAAAAACAUAUAGACUUUUAUUUACCUGAGCAGUCAUCACCUCCUGUUCCAAGAUUUCACGGUUGCCCAGUUGCACAUUUAGAUAUUCCUCAAAGUUCAACAUCACAAUUCAGUGAUACAGAAUCAUCAACCAGUCCCACUAGUCCACGAUUACGGAGGUCCGCCAGUGAGAAAGUAAAAAAUGGAGCUAAGAGCUUUUUAAGAAAAAUGGACGUUACUGGUAAAUCUAAAAAGCAAACAAGGCGGAAGCAUUUUAAGGAGGAUGUUGAAAUCAGUGGGCCAGUUCUAAUGAGAGACUCUGACAUUGAGGCAAGAAUACAACACCUUAAUUGUGUUGAUAUAAGUCCAACAAAUGAGACACCUCCUGGAGGGUUGGAUAUUACAACAACAACAACAACAACAACAACAGUGCAAAGAAGGUCAGAUUUAAAUGCUCCCGGUGACAAUGACCAAACACAAUUAAGUCAUAUGAUUGACAGUAAAAAGGAAUCAUUUGCAAAUACCCGGUCUCGUAAUUGUAGCGAAGCCAGUGGUCUCCGAGAUCAUGCACAACGCAAUGAUUCAGAUCCACAUCUUAUUAAAGGAGGUUAUAUACAAACUGAACAUGGUAGUCAAAUUAAUAUCAGAACAGGAAGCUUCAAUUUUGGAUCUGAUUCAGGUGAUAAUCGCCACAAAUUUGUAACUGACAGUCAUUCAGCCAAUCAGAGCCCAGCAGUGGAACGUCGUCUGGGUUCUCAUAAUGCAGAGGGAGACACGUCACUUAGUAGAAUGAGUAUAUAUGACAAUGUACCACCAACUAGCGCUGAUUCUAGCAAGCUCCACCAGGAACUAGAUCUGAUUUUAAGUGAAUUAUUUGAAAAUAUAAGCGGACUUAACAACAUGACAACACAACCGAUAGAAGAUAUUGACGUAUCUGGUAUACAGCAAACAGAAGCUGACAUCACAGAACAGAUAUCAGAUACACAGCUGAUUGAAGACAUGGAGGAUGUCAUCGAUGUCAACUUGACAUCACUUGGAACUCAGGAAUCUGCAACAAUGACAACUACAAUAGUGUCAACCAAUCAGGAUGCGAUAUCAGAAAACCUAGACAUCGAGGUCACAACUACAACCAGUCGAACGUCUUCAAACGAUAAUGUUUCGGAGGGUGAUUUUGGGAAAGACUCGCCAAGUACUCCCAGAACAGAACUGCGAGAGAGGAGAGAUUCUGGCGUUGGGUCUAGUCUAACAAGAGCACCUAGUGAUAGGAGACGACCCAGAAUUAGGUGGCAUAGUUUUCAAAAGUGCCACAGGCCAAGCUUCAACAGUCGCACUUUACGCAUUAGUAACCUUUCUACAGGACAGUUGAUGCUUGUUAGAAAACUCUCACUACUCAAGUUGACAGCCGUCAUGGAGAAAUAUUCUCCCGUCAAUAGGACUGGUUGGAACUGGAUUAUGCCAAAGUUCAUAAAGCGCUUCAAGACCCCAGAUUAUAAAGACAAGCAAGUGUUUGGUGUUCCAUUGCUUCACAUUCUACAAAAGACAGGUCAAACUCUCCCACAAUGCAUCUUGUACGCCAUGCGCUUCCUGCGGCGCAAUGCCGCUGAGGCUGUAGGAAUAUUCCGAAAAUCUGGAGUUCGAUCCAGAAUUCAGAAGUUAAGGAGCCAAAUAGAGGCCAACCCAGAUAUGACAAACUUCGAAGGUCAUCAGGCAUAUGAUGUAGCUGAUUUACUGAAACAAUAUUUCCGAGAGCUGCCUGAAUGUGUGCUGACCAAUAAACUGUCAGAGACAUUCAUUAGCAUAUUUCAGUUGUGUCCCCGGGAGCUCAGACUAGAGGCUCUACAGGCUGCUUACAUGCUGAUGCCAGAUGAGAAUAGAGAAGUGCUCCAAUCACUCUUACUAUUCCUCAGGGAUAUGGCCGAUCAUUCAGAUAAAAACCAGAUGACGGAGAGCAACCUGGCUGUGUGUUUUGCGCCAUCUUUGUUUCAUCUCAGUGGACUAAGAAGCAGCAACUCGAGCCCAAAACGAAAUCGCAAAAAUAUUGGUGUUCCCGAUCAAAAGGAGCUCCUGGACCAAAAAGCGGCACAUGAAUGUCUUACACAGAUGAUUGUGGACUCUAAGAAGAUUGUUACGGUCCAUGAAGACACCAUCAGUAAGUGUAAGUUCUCCUACAUAGAACAAGGUGACCCCGUGACCUUGGAAGAUCUAGGUCAUCGCUAUGGCAAUGACAAAGGCAACCCCAAUGCCUAUCUAGAAACAUGCAUUCAAGGUCUCCUGAAAGAAGCCAGAGAUAAGUUCAAAGGUUGGAUAAAUGUGUCAUCAAGUACUAUGGCAACUAACAUUGACUUGUCAUACAAGAAAGUUGGAGAUGGUCAUCCAUUGCGAUUGUGGAAAUGCUGUGUCGACCUGGAAGCGCCACCUAUAGAAGUUCUUAAUAGAGUACUCCGUGAAAGGCAAACUUGGGAUGAAGAUCUGUUGAAAUGGCGAGUGAUUGAUCGUCUCGACAAAAACACUGAAAUCUUCCAAUAUGUUACAAACAGUAUGGCCCCCCACCCUACCAGAGACUACUGUGAGUUGAGGACCUGGAGGACUGAUCUACCGAAGGGAGCAUGUAUGUUGGUGUCGACCAGUGUCGAUCACCCAGGGGCACCAUUGCUAGGAGGUUGUCGGGCGGUGACAUUGGCAUCACGGUAUCUUAUUGAGCCUUGUGGGUCAGGAAAGUCCCGAUUAACCCAUAUAUCAAGAGUUGACACCAGAGGGAGAUCGCCAGAAUGGUACAAUAAAGCUUAUGGUCACAUCUCAGCGAUGCUUAUGUCUCACUUGCGUGACUCCUUCAAGCAACAGACAGAUGGACCAGAAACCAAAGUUUAACAGGAAAUACAUGUGAAACAUUGGUUAAUACAUGUAAUGUGUCCAGAUGCUUCAUCCAAGAUGGACCAUGGAUAACAGAUCAUUGAUGUGAGAAUGCCACUUGUUAUCAAACUGAUGAAAUCAAUGAUGACACAUCAUUGAAGGUUAAUGAUCAGCCGUACAGUCAGGUAGGAAAUAGGAGGACUUUCACAUGAAAGAAACUUAUGAAAGACUUAUGAAAUCAUUCCUACACAUCAAUGAGUGACCAAGGGAUGAGUCAAGCACUGUUUAAAUGACAAUUGCUUAGAUGACAGUGCAGCAAUUCACAUUAUAAUGAUUAUGAUGAUGACAGGAUAUUGGGCAAAACAACAAAAGGUUGGAGACCUUACUGGAUAUUACAUAUGAAAAUGCAUUAUUGAAAAGAUAAUGCCUUAUGGUGGGAAGAUGCUGCACAUGCAUGUUUGUAGAUAUAUACUGUAUAUAUGAAGGUGGACUAAGUUCAUGCUAAAUGCAUUGACUUACAAUUGAAGUGCCAAAAUGAGAUGUGUGUAGAUGAACAGUGAAAACAUAUGUUAUACUGUUUUGUUAAUGUUAAGAUAUGUGAGGUCAUUGGAUAUAAUAGACUCUAAUCAGAAUAAGACAUAAACGGAGAUUAUUUACAAUGGCCUUAGUUAGUGUUAUGUGUUGCAUGUUUUGACGAAGGCAUUUGAAUAUGGACAGUGCUCUCUGAUUUCAUGUUAAUGCCAAGAGUAUAUUUUUGAAAUUAAGCAAUAUAUAUGUUCCGACUAUAUGUUCAGUAUAUAAAAAUGAACACCACUCCUGUCAGUGUUUUGUUAAAAUGGCAAUAUUAGUUCUAAACUUGCAUGGUGUUUAUAAAUGCAAAGGACUGAAAGGAUAACCAUAAUAGGGAAGCUUAUAAAUAACAUAUAAAUUAUAACAUUAUAAAUUGUCAAGAUCAGUUGGGAAGAUUGGACACAUAUAGUGACAGUAACAUUAAUACAAAGAUUAAGUCAGAUAAAUUGCAUUAUUAUUGUAACAAAAAAUGUUUAUUUUUAUCUAUUCAGUUUCAUAUUAUAGAUAAAAAAAAUUCUUUAAAAAGUGUUGUCUUAAGGAGACAGUAUAUUUCAUAAAAUUGAAAUGGUUUUGGAUUGAGAAGUGCUCACAUUACAUUUCUGAUAAAGAGAGAUAUAAAAGUUUGUACUUUACUACAUUUUGCAUGGACCACAUUUCUCAUUAUUCACCUCUCCUUACGUCAAGAAAUAAUUUUCGCUUAACUGUUAUAAUAAUUGUGAUAAAAUUGUUGUGAUAAAACAUGAUAAUUAUUCUCACAGUUCUUUGUAUGUACUUUUCUCUAUGAAGUAAUAUUUCACGUGGCAGUGGGCUUGUGUAUAAGGAUAUGGGCACAUGCAUAUUGACCUUAUAAAGGCACAUGUGUAAGGAUAUGACCUUAUAUGGGCAAAUGGGUAUUGACCUUAUAAAGGCAAAUGUGUAAGGAUAUGACCUUAUAUGGGCAUAUGUGUAUUGACCCUAUAAAGGUACAUGUGUAAGGAUAUGGCCUUAUAUGGGCACGUGCAUAUUGACCUUAUAAAGGC